AUGAACCCGCCAAUACAAACAAAGGACCUCGACGAUCCCUACGUUGCGGACGACUUUCUCUCUCGGCUCUCCAUUGCUAACUGGAAAAAAAGCGAUGGCGUCUCCAAACAUCAGUUAUCUUACGGCGAUACUGAGGUAGUGCCCUGUCACAACGGAUUCAUCUGGGCUGCAGCAAAAGUCUACGACAGCGACUCUGCCCUUACCAUUCGGAUAGAUGAUAUGUGGCUUGCUAUGCUGGCACACCUGAAACCCGUGCUCUAUAGACAUUCCCGUUUCACGAGAAUUACGACUCUCUCAACGUUUACUAAUGAAGACCUCGAUGACCGAAUCUUGGUGGCAAGCCGCUUGACUGAUGUGGUCAAAACAAAACUUGGUGAUCCUUUGGCCAGCACUCUUAUGCCUAAUUUCAGCACGACCAUGCCUGUGGACACCACUUCGGCCGCUCUGUUUCUACUCGGCGACUAUUGCGAAUUUCGACAACAUCGGACGCUAAGUCCCAAGAAAAAUCGCUCUUUCAAGAAUACGAUUUUUGUGGGAGGGCCGCGGGACUGGAUCAGCUUGCGUCAGAAGCUCGCGCAAAUCAGAAUCUUGAGGAAGGAAUUGGAGCCCCUGGUUAACAGCCUUUCAGGUCUCGUGAACUUGAUCCUACAAGCUGGUCUUCAGCAAGACAACAGUCACAACACCGGGGAGCCUCCUUACGUUGCAUUGGAACAGAGCGGACAUUUGAGCGCUGGUUGGCUUCUUAACUUUCUCCAACCACUUGCAAAUAACCAGCCACGCUUCCACCUCGAUAAAGAGUCGCACCCUGCUGUUGCAACGCUACCUAUUCUGGUCAAGGAUGGCCAGGAUCUCCAUCAUCACACGAUGAUUGGAGGUUUACUCGGGUAUUCGACGUCGCCAAUUGUUGAUGACAUGCAGACUCAAACCGAACGACAUCUUGUUCAGCCUGUGUCCGGUUGGAUGACAUAUAACGACAAGGCCCCUACAGCUUCCACAAGGAAGAUGGCUAAGGAGCAGCAGGAAAAAUGA
This is a messenger RNA of Fusarium subglutinans, 1029 nucleotides long. RefSeq lists its product as uncharacterized. The record is from RefSeq and is a predicted model, not a curated record. NCBI's taxonomy places the organism in Eukaryota, Fungi, Ascomycota, Sordariomycetes, Hypocreales, Nectriaceae. The transcript is spliced from 2 exons. The coding region runs from base 1 to 1029 and encodes 342 amino acids.